UACUAAAACACUCGCGCUUUACGAGCGGCACCUGAAGGCAUCGCGGGCGUGCAGCUGAUAGCGGGGAGAAAGGAAGCGCCGUCGCAUCACCGCCGCUGCCACGUCUGACGGAUCCUCUGCAGCAGCAGCGACGGGGACUACGGGAGCGAGGACCCGGAAUGAUGGGCCGGCGCCGGGCGCUGUGGGGAUGAGAGGGAGCGCGGUGCGAGUGACCGAGGAACCACAACGGGAGGAGGAAGCGAGGAGACGCACACAGAGCCGCGACCCUCCCGGUUGAAGCGAGCAGCUCCGAGCCGGGGACGAGCGACCCGGAGACGCCGGAGCCCUUUUGUUUCGCACGGAGCGGCUCGUCUCUGCGCUUGCCCCGGGUCCGGGAGGAGAGAGCGGGUGGUCCCCCAUGCUAAACCCCGCCGGGGGAAUGGAGGAAUUCGUGACCGAAGAGGAGGAGCCGUGGUACGACCAGCAGGACCUGGAGCAGGACCUCCACCUGGCGGCAGAGCUGGGAAAGACUCUUCUGGAGAGAAACAAGGAGCUGGAGGAUUCCCUGCAGCAGAUGUACAUCACUAAUGAAGAGCAAGUGCAAGAGAUCGAGUACCUGUCCAAGCAGCUGGAGGUCCUACGGGACAUGAACGAGCAGCAUGCCAAAGUGUACGAGCAGCUGGACGGGACCGCCAGAGAGCUGGAGCGCACCAACCGCACGCUGGUGAUGGAAAGCCGGGGCUCCCAGCUAAAGAUAGAGACGCUAACGGGGACCAUAGAUGCUUUGCAGAACCAGGUGGAGUCUCUCUCGGGGCAGGUGGAGCAGCUUGGCGCCAUGGAGCAGCUCCGAGUCAGGAGGGAGAAGAGGGAACGCCGCAAGACCAUCCACUCCUUCCCCUGUCUGAGGGAGCUCUGCACGGCCCCCAGGUAUGAGGACGAGUUUGUGGUGGGCCGGGCUGAGAGCUUCACUGUGGACGCCAAGCGGCCGCCGUUCGAGGAGGAGAACCAGCACCUGAGGGAGGCGGUGUCGGCGCUCCGCGCGGCCGCCCGCACCGAGAGGGGGCGGCGGGAGGGGGUGGAGAGGGAGUGCAGCCUCCUCCUCGGAGAGUUCUCCCGCCUGCAGACGCGGGUGCAGGAUGCUGAGAGCUGCCAGGCGAGGGUGCGCGAGCUGGAGGUGGAGCUUCAGGAGCUCCAGCAGCUGCGCCGCGCUCGUACUUUCCUGCUGAGCAGCGAGGACGACGGCGCCACUCUCACCCAGACGGUCCUCAACAGCACGCCGGAGACCGACACUUUCCUGGAAGGCGAGGUCGGGGAGGCGGGAGGGGGCGUGAGGGAGGAGACCGAGGGCGGGGCGGGCGGCGUCGGCGUCGGCGGGGAGGCUCUCCCCGAUUCCAGCCCGGUGAGGAAGAGCUGCAGCGACACGGCGCUGAACGCCAUCGUGGCCCGCGACGCCUCCGGCCGCCGGAGGGGCAGCUACGCCCUGCACGCCAACAGCGUGAGGAAGAGGGGGAUGUCCAUCCUCAGGGAGGUGGACGAGCAGUACCACGCCCUGCUGGAGAAGUACGAGGAGCUGCUGGGGAAAUGUCGGCGCCACGAGGAGAGCCUGUGUCACGCCGGGGUCCAGACGUCCAGACCCGUGUCCCGGGACCCCUCCAUGAAGGACUGCGCUGUUGGCCCCACGCCGGCGCCGCCGCCCACCCCCACCCAGUCGCCCUCCACCCCGGAGGCCAUCGAGAGCAUCAGCAAGCAGGUGGAGGCGGUGGACAAGAGGCUGGGACAGAACACUCCGGAGUACAAAGCGCUUUUCAAAGAGAUCUUUUCUCGGAUCCAGAAGACCAAGAUGGACAUCAAAGCUACCAAAGCGGCGAAGGCCGGCAAAUCUGGCAAAUCCGGCAAGUCUAGUAAACAGUAAAAGGUGCACCGGUUAGCUCGGAGGGGACCGCAACGCGCCAUCUCAGUGUUAAGUGUCUUAUAGGGGGCGGUAGCUUGGAACAGCUUAGUUCAGCCGUCCGACUGUAUAAGAGAGUUUGAUUAGCAUGUGAUCGAUUGGAAAAGCUUUGCAGAAUUCAGUCUUAUUUCUAAGAAAUAAAUGAAUUUCGUUAAGCGCUAGAUUGAGUGCAGCCCUCGUAUUACUCUCACUCAGUGUUAACAACUAAAUAUACCGGCUUCCCUGCCUGACCGCAGGCGUCUACCACAAUAAUAAAAUAACAGCAGUUUGCCUCACAAGUGCACGAAAUGUCAAAGCGUCACAAAAUAACACUCCGUGAUAAACGAGUGGAAUUCAAAAUAUUAUACUAACAUGAAUCUGUAUCUCUUCCGUUGUAUUAUAAUGGCCUCCGCUAACACUUAACGCAUAAUUACAGUUAGAAAAACCAAGAUGGAUCCUCUCAGGCUACAGCGCAGUCGGCCUCUACCAGGAGCUUGAGGCGGCGGCGGCGAGUCACAGUACGCGCACGCUGCUUUUAGGUUUACGGAGCCCUUUCGUGUGGACGACGCCGCUGCCUUUGCACCGUUGUCUGUGUGCCUCGACCGCUUCAAUCUAGACUGACGUGUAAUGUAAUCUGGACGCGGUGGAGGAACGGCUUUCUUCCUGGCAGUUUGUUCUGAACAUUGAUGCCACUCUCCGGCGUGUGGGAUGAGACGGCUAGAAGACGACACAUUUGGGCUUCGGUUGUGUAUGCGGCCGACUGUUUCCUACCAAACUGUUUUUACUUUGUUAAGCGAGAUAUAACAUUGGUUUAGUCCUCUUUUGAACAUCGCCAUGCUGUGUGUUCUGCCUUUAGAUAAGCAAGCUGUGUGCUCCUUUAGCAUCUUAUUGAGCAACGCGAUGGUGGACUAGAACCCCUGUCACGCUAAUUACUGUAGUUAGACAAUAUAUUUGUUACAAUAAACGAUAUUAACGUCCUUUUAAGACCAUUUCUAUCCUCAUGGUAUAAUAUAAUGGCAUAAUAUUGUAAGUAUAGCCUUUCAAACGGUGAUGAAUCUUUAAGUAUUUAGCAUAUCUAAAUAUGCUAAAGACCACACGACCAGAACAAUGACAGAAAAUGGGCUCUGUUAACAAAAAAUGUUUGUGCUCUGCCUAAGUCUUAUAAUAGUAUGUGAAAAUCCUAAUAUCAACAAACACACAAGGGUUUAGGAUGUCGCAAAAUAUAUUCGAAACCUGGUCCAUAUGUUGUACAUGAGUCGAUGGCGUAACAAUGCUCAACAUCACGUCCGUAUAUUGUACGAUAGGUCAAUUAUGUAAUUCUCUUGACAGGCCUACUUGUGCUUGCAUUCAAAAUACCUUCACCUUUUAAGUGUUAAUGUCACUUAAGCUCUCCAACUGGACUACAUCGGGGCAACAAUACCAUAGCUUGUCUAGAUACAUGGAGCAUUGUUUAUUGAUAAUCUUAUUGUACCGGUGGUUUCUUUGAACGUGUCACACUGAUGAUCCCACUAAAUGCUAAAACGCUGCUGUCUGGCAAAAGACUUGGAUUGUUAUUUUUUUUUUAGUUUUGGGCCAUUAUGGACACUCGUCAUACAGAAUAUAAAAAUCCCUUAAUCGAGAUGUUCAAUGGUGUUUUUUUUGUGUCAUAUGAGUGAGCAUUCUUAUUAAUUAGGGGGAGGGGGUUUCUGUUUCUGCAACAGACCACUACUACAAAAGAAAGGAUCCAUUGACAUUUGGAUUGGAAAAGAUAAGGACCCUUCUUUCUUCCUUGAGGAAAAUGGUCCAGUAGUGGAAACAAAAAUUCUUAGGCGCUAUUUAAACUAUUUCUAACAGUGUCAAGAAUAUGUUCCCUUUAAUUCUUAAUUUAGCAAAACAGCAACCAGAUUAAGGACUGACAUGCAAACGAAUUUCUCACAAUAGACACUACAUCAGCCUGUUUUUCUGGGGAAGCUCCCCUUCGUGUGUAAACAUUUAGUGUUAUUACAUUUGAAGCCAUAGCUGAGCUUGAACACUGACAAAUGUGUGGAGGAAGAGCAGCGGAUGGAUGGGAGCUCGCUACCUGGUGCUGAACAGCUGUGGCAUACAGGAGUGCAUUCGGGGUCUACGCUUGUUAUUUAGAUAGCGUGAGCAGCGUGCGUUAGCAUAACAAAACCAGGCCGAACCACAGCCGGUAAAAGGCUUGUAAUGUGUAUUUACUGCAAUGUCUCACCUAUUGCACUUGAACAUGUUCGACGCCUCAUCUUUUGUAAAUUCAGUAUAGCUAACAUGAGAUUGUACCCUUGUAUUUAUUUGUGUCUGAAUUUUUCAUUUUUUCAUUUUAUUUUGCUUUUUAUUUUAAUUCUCCGAAUAAAGUUAUUUGACUGGC
Gasterosteus aculeatus aculeatus (three-spined stickleback) is the source of this 4271-nucleotide messenger RNA. RefSeq names its product cerebellar degeneration-related protein 2-like. The record is from RefSeq and is a predicted model, not a curated record. NCBI's taxonomy places the organism in Eukaryota, Metazoa, Chordata, Actinopteri, Perciformes, Gasterosteidae.